GGGGGGGGGGUACAAAGCGGGAUGCGGAGAAGAUGUUGAUGUGCUCGUGUCUUGCUUGCCUCGGCCUGUCAAAUGCUGUCACCUCUACAGCAGGCAAGAAGGCCAUUGAAGAUGAUGGUGAUGACGAUGAUGACCGACAGACCGACAGACCGACAGACCGACAGACCGACAGACCAACAGAGAGACGGACAGAUGGCGGCAAACACGACCGCGGGUGUGGCGAUGGUUAUGACGGGUGAUGGUGACUCGCCGUUGGCGCUUCGAAUUGUGCUGGCGGUGUGUGUGUGUGCUGUCGGAGUGGGCUUGCUCGUCUACGGCACGUACGUCAAGCGGACGCGGUUCGUUACUCGUAUCGCCCGCAAGAAGGCCAUGGUCGAGUUUACAAAGUAUCCAAAGUCGGCCGUCAAGCAAUUCCGCACAAAGAGCUCGUCAAGUUCGGAGCAGUCGUUGACCGACUCGACCAAUCCGUCAGGCGAUGCAUCGUCAACUGUCCGUCCCACGCCCGGCGUUGGCUCUAGAUCAGUUGCCACCCUGGUGGUAGCCGAGUCGGGCUGGCAGCCUCUCGCCAUGUACGACAAGGCUCUUGGCGGAUAUCAGGACGGACGGCAAGUCGGUGCGUUUUUGGGCGCGGCCGCCGCCGUCGGCAGCGGUACGAGGCAACAGCUGACGACGAGACCGAGCCCGAUCGCGAGAGCAAGGGCACGGGCAAGGAGAAGAGGAAGGGCAAGGGCAAGCGUGAGGGCAAGCGUGAGGGAAAGCGUGAGGGAAAGCGUGAGGGUAAGAGUAAGGGUAAGGUCAAGGCCGAGGUCACCAAGCCUAAGGUUGCCAAGCCCAAGGUUACCAGGUCCAAGAAGGCAAAGACCAAGAAGGCCAAGUCCAAGAAGGCCAAGUCCAAACAAUCCAAGUCCAAACAAUCCAAGCCCAAGCCCAAGCCCAAGCGGGUCACGCCCAAAAGCAAAGACCGCUCAAGGCGCAAGAAGAAAAAGAGAGCAACGUCGUCGUCAUCGUCAUCGUCGUCGUCAGGCUCCGGGUCAUACGGAUCCGGAUCAGCCGACGGCGACGGCGAUGGCGACGGUGAAGAGUCGGCUACUGACUCGUCGUCGUUGCCGUUUGACUUUGAGUCGAGCUAGGUAGGGCGGGGGAGAAAUCAUCGCCUGCAGCAUGCCGCCCAAGAGCAGUCGACCGAGGAGCCAUUGAGAGCGACAGUGGAGGCCGGGACGAGAACACCGGCGUCGUCGAGCACAAACCACGAGAGCGAGAUGUCGAGCGAGUCCAAGUCGCCGACUAGCGUCUCGAAAGUAAGCGGCGGGUUUGCGCCCGCCCGCAGGUUGACCAGCGCCAGCAGCUCCUCGAGGGUGUACCGCCGCGCCGACGCGUGCUCAAAGUACGGC
This is a messenger RNA of Thecamonas trahens ATCC 50062, 1391 nucleotides long. RefSeq lists its product as uncharacterized. The coding region runs from base 73 to 1134 and encodes 353 amino acids. The transcript is spliced from 2 exons. The record is from RefSeq and is a predicted model, not a curated record. Lineage: Eukaryota; Apusomonadida; Apusomonadidae.